This is a messenger RNA of Argentina anserina (silverweed cinquefoil), 450 nucleotides long. RefSeq lists its product as uncharacterized. Lineage: Eukaryota; Viridiplantae; Streptophyta; Magnoliopsida; Rosales; Rosaceae. The transcript has 3 exons. Bases 1 to 288 code for a protein of 95 amino acids. The record is from RefSeq and is a predicted model, not a curated record.
AUGCACAAGGUCACAUCUUUAUUUGAAGUUGAAGGCUUAUUUUUUGACUGCCGUCGCAGAAUGGCGGAACCUCAGAGCUCCGGCGUGCUUGACGAAGACACGUUGAAGCCCUUUUACCAGAGAGCCUCCGAAGCCGAGGACCGCUUAACAAGACUUGAAGCUGCUCUUAUCAGUAAGGAUGAGUCAAAAUUGAUCAGUGAACUUCAAGAAGAGAACAAGAAGCUUGCUACAGAGAAUGCAAAGCUCCAAUACCGCAUCCGCCAUCUUGUUCGGGCAAUAAGAGAUUAAGAGAUGCUGAUAUAAAGUUAGAGAAAAAGUGAUCGAGUUGAUUGACUGUGGAAUGUAUUCAGUAAACAUGUGAUGACUGUAGUUUUGAACUCGGCAUCUGUAAUAUUCUUCUCUUGGGACACACAAUUGUUUAAUGAAGAUAUUUAGAUACUGUGUUUGCUU